AUUUUGGCUCUGGUGGAUGAUGGCUCAGAGCCAACAUGGCCUGUAAACAACAACAGCAGCGUCAAAGUAAAGUUAACUGAAUGUGAUUGUCGGCGUGUAGUCUAGUUUAAAUUAGAAGAGAUAACGCGUGGUGUUUUUUCAACAAUGCUUCGAAAGUGUAUAUGAUUGACAUCCUGAAGACGGAACAUCAUUCUCUUCAGCGGGUAGCUUGCGAGCCAUGUCCGCACCUCAACCUAACAGCUCAGCCUCCAACAGCCCAACCAACUUCAUAGGUUCUCCUUUUUCAGUGAUAAGUCCUUCUCUCAGCUCCCCAGUGGUAUCUCCCUCUCUGGGAUUUGGACCCAUCAGCAGCAGUCAGAUUUCGUCUUCAGCACCAAUAUCAGGGAUGCAUUCAGUCAGCAGCUCAGAAGAUAUUAAGCCUCCAUUUGGCCUGAGGCCCAUGCAAGCUCACAGCCCGGGAAUAAUGAUGUCUCAGAAACGACUGUGUGUGAUCUGUGGCGACCGCUCUUCUGGCAAACACUACGGCGUGUACAGCUGUGAGGGGUGCAAAGGUUUCUUUAAACGAACUGUGCGCAAAGACCUGAGCUACACCUGCAGGGAUAACAAGGAGUGCCUGGUGGACAAACGCCAGCGCAACCGCUGCCAGUACUGCCGCUACCAGAAGUGCCUGGCCAUGGGUAUGAAGAGAGAAGCGGUAAAUCCUAUAAAGUGGAAAAACAAGGAUGGAAAAGAUGAGGGAUGGAUGACGGUUCAGGAGGAGCGUCAGAGGAACAGAGAGCGCGAGGGAGAGCUGGAGUUCAGCUCCGGAGUGAACGACGAGAUGCCUGUGGAGAAGAUCUUGGAGGCGGAGAUGGCCGUGGAUAUGCGGGUGGACCUUCACUCCGACAGAGGGUCUGCAGGAAACUCUCCCCAUGAUGCCGUUUCCAACAUCUGCCAGACUGCUGACAAGCAGCUGUUUGCUUUGGUGGAGUGGGCAAAGAGAAUCCCUCAUUUCUCCGAGCUGCCCCUUGAUGAUCAGGUCAUCCUCCUGCGUGCAGGAUGGAAUGAGCUCCUGAUAGCCUCGUUCUCCCAUCGCUCCAUCCCUCUGAAGGAUGGCGCUCUGCUGGCGUCCGAGCUGCAGCGUGACAGCGCACACAUGGCCGGAGUUGGUGCUAUUUUUGAUAGGGAGAGUGUGCAGAGUGCAGAAGUUGGUGCCAUAUUUGACAGGGUUCUGACUGAGCUUGUUAACAAAAUGAGAGAUAUGCAAAUGGACAAAACAGAGCUGGGCUGUCUCCGGGCUAUUGUCCUGUUUAACCCAGAUGCUAAAGGGCUCUCCAGCACAAGUGAGGUGGAGCUCCUUAGAGAAAAAGUCUAUGCAUCACUGGAAGCUUACUGCAAGCAGAAGUAUCCAGAGCAGCAGGGAAGGUUUGCUAAGCUCCUCCUUCGACUUCCAGCGCUGAGGUCCAUUGGCUUGAAGUGCUUGGAGCAUCUUUUUUUCUUCAAACUGAUCGGGGACACGCCUAUCGACACCUUCCUCAUGGAAAUGCUUGAAGCUCCCCAUCAGUUGUCUUAGACAGGAGCCGCGUACUGUGGAUUUUAGAAAGCUGGAGUCUGGGGAGGCGGGCGUGGGACUGGAGUGGCACUUUAAGUUCUUUUUAAGAUUUGUCAGUUUGUCUCACUGCUGUCUGCGUUACACAUUAGUGCAGCACAGAUUUGCUCUUUAGACCAAACCCAAGGCUUGGCAUGACCUUCAAGCUGGUGCUAUGUGUUGUCAUAACGUCAUGAGUAAAAAAAAAAACAAAAAAACUAUGGUAAACACAUGAAUAUUUUUAAGAAAAAUAUUUACAUAUUUCUCUCAGAGUGGCUAUAAUUUGGGUACUCAUUUUUAUAAGACUUUUUAAACACCUGAACUCAUCUCUAAUGCCUUUCUUUUUAAUUCAAGAAGGAUGCAUCCUGAAUAACGCUUUGUGAAACAUUUUUUUUUUUUUUAUUUAAAUCAAAUCUAAUAAAGCAUCAUGGUGUCCACAAGCUCCGAAUUGACAGAAUCUGAACCCUGAGAUUGACACCAGGUUGAAAUGAUCCCAGAUUUAAGUUUGCGUCUUGUAUAUACAUUGCUAAAUGUUUACAUAUUUUCCCUUUAAAGCACUGGUGUCAAACUCCAGUCCUGGAGGGCCCACUGCCCUGCCACGUUUAGAUGUGCCUCAGCUGCACCACACCUGAAUAGAAUAAUUAGGUCAUUAGCAAGGCUCUGGAGCACUUAUCUUCACAAGGAGGAGGUAAUUAAGCCAUUUCAUCCCAGUGUGUUGUACCUGUUGCACAUCUAAAAUCUGCAGGACAGCGACCCUUGAGCUUGACAUCCCUGCUUUAAAGCAAUUCAAAUCUAUUCCCUAUUGUAUUUUAUGAGGGGAAUAAACUGCAUAUUUGGGAUUUGUGCUACUUUUAAAACAAACUUUAAACAGACCGCCCUGGCCUUCCCGGCAUUCGGGGUUGGUUCGUUUGUUUGUUGUCGUGGUGCUACUUCAGAGAUGAUUUGGACAUUACUGGUGAAGUUCCACACCAAACCAUAACCUAAGAAAAUAUGCAAAACUAGAAAUUCCUUUUGUCGAUCUUUGUUUUUAAAAUGUAGCAAUAUAAGACGCCUGCAUCAGCCUGUCAGUUAUUCAAUGUUUUGCAGAGAUAAAAAUGUCCAGUGGAAAGGGAAUACUCCAUGAUGUAAUUUAUCUAUACAAUUAUGAGGUACUGUGCUAAACAAAAGGGUCAGGGAAAAUGCACAUAAAAAAAAAUUAGAAUAAUUGCUAAAUUCAAAGUAUAAUGUUAUUAUGCACCCUUGUUUUUAGAUGGAAUAAAGCAAAAUGUGUUUUGGGUUGCACUGGA
Poecilia reticulata (guppy) is the source of this 2853-nucleotide messenger RNA. Its product is annotated as retinoic acid receptor RXR-beta-A-like. Gene Ontology annotation, molecular function: sequence-specific DNA binding; nuclear steroid receptor activity; zinc ion binding. The record is from RefSeq and is a predicted model, not a curated record. Gene Ontology annotation, cellular component: nucleus. Gene Ontology annotation, biological process: regulation of DNA-templated transcription. NCBI's taxonomy places the organism in Eukaryota, Metazoa, Chordata, Actinopteri, Cyprinodontiformes, Poeciliidae.